Messenger RNA from Bemisia tabaci, 3113 nucleotides. RefSeq names its product adaptor protein complex 2, mu subunit (gene AP-2mu). The record is from RefSeq and is a predicted model, not a curated record. Gene Ontology annotation, biological process: vesicle-mediated transport; intracellular protein transport. Gene Ontology annotation, cellular component: clathrin adaptor complex. Lineage: Eukaryota; Metazoa; Arthropoda; Insecta; Hemiptera; Aleyrodidae.
UCUUACUCACUCCCCUUCAAGUCUGACAGUAGGACAAAAUUAUUUUAAACUUAUUUAUUAAGAAGUUCCUGCUAUUCUUUAUCACCAUUUUAUUGAAAAUUUCGGUAAAAUACUCUCUUAAGUUACAGUAGCUACUCGCUGCGAAAGUUCUCUCCGCGAUUCCUCGAUGAUGUUGCCUUCUAUCCACCCUCCUCCGAGUUGGUGAUCAUCAUUUGAAAUCAUCUUUAUCAUGAAACUUUAGGUACAGUUUACAAAGCAUAUCAAAAUGAUUGGAGGAUUAUUUGUGUACAAUCACAAGGGAGAAGUACUGAUUUCUCGGGUCUAUCGAGAUGAUAUCGGUCGGAAUGCUGUGGAUGCGUUCCGGGUCAAUGUUAUUCAUGCGAGGCAGCAAGUGCGCUCUCCAGUGACAAACAUAGCUCGAACAUCGUUUUUCCAUGUUAAAAGAGCCAACAUUUGGCUUGCAGCGGUGACCAAGCAGAAUGUCAAUGCUGCAAUGGUGUUCGAGUUCCUCCUGAAAGUCAUAGAUGUAAUGCAAUCGUACUUCGGGAAAAUCUCUGAAGAGAAUAUCAAAAAUAACUUUGUGCUUAUCUAUGAGCUGUUAGAUGAAAUUCUUGAUUUUGGUUACCCCCAAAACUCAGAUACUGGGGUUCUCAAAACAUUCAUUACCCAACAAGGAGUCAAAUCUCAGUCAAAAGAAGAGCAAGCGCAGAUCACAUCUCAGGUGACGGGACAGAUAGGUUGGCGACGAGAGGGUAUCAAGUACAGAAGAAAUGAGCUCUUUUUGGACGUCCUUGAAUAUUGUAAUCUACUAAUGUCCCCUCAAGGCCAAGUUUUAUCUGCUCACGUAGCUGGUAAAGUCGUGAUGAAGUCUUACCUGAGUGGAAUGCCGGAAUGUAAGUUCGGAAUCAAUGACAAAAUCGUGAUGGAUUCAAAAGGUGGGAAGAACUCUGGGAGUCUUGGUCUCUAUGUUGCUGGUGGUGAUGACGCAUCGCGCUCUGGAAAGCCAGUUGUUGCCAUCGAUGAUUGCCAGUUUCACCAGUGCGUCAAACUAUCCAAGUUUGAAACUGAACAUUCCAUCAGCUUCAUACCUCCAGAUGGAGAGUUUGAGCUCAUGCGGUAUCGGACUACAAAAGACAUUUCCCUUCCAUUCCGGGUAAUUCCUUUAGUGCGUGAAGUAGGGCGGACACGCAUGGAAGUCAAAGCUGUUUUAAAAUCAAGUUUCAAACCAUCUCUACUCGGUCAGAAGAUUGAGGUUAAAAUCCCCACUCCCCUCAACACCUCCGGAGUUCAACUCAUUUGUCUGAAGGGAAAAGCAAAAUACAAGGCCUCCGAGAAUGCAAUUGUGUGGAAAAUCAAGAGGAUGGCAGGAAUGAAAGAAACCCAACUCUCAGCAGAAAUCGAGUUGCUAGAGACUGAUACGAAAAAGAAAUGGACCAGACCUCCAAUCUCCAUGAAUUUUGAGGUUCCUUUUGCACCAUCUGGUUUUAAAGUCCGUUACCUGAAAGUGUUUGAGCCAAAACUCAAUUACUCUGAUCACGAUGUCAUCAAAUGGGUGCGAUACAUUGGAAGGAGUGGUCUUUACGAAACUCGAUGUUAAAGUAUAUGUAUUGUUAUUAUCUGAAUUUAUGAAAAACAAAGAAAAAAUCUAUGUGAAAUCGUUUCUAAUAACCUAUAUAAUUAAGAUGGAACAAAAAACAAAUUAGUAGCAUCGCGACAAAGGCUUAUAUUGUACCAAAAAUAAUCAGUAUAGCUCUUAGCAAAGUUGUUAGCCUCUCAAAUCGCAGAUUUGAAAAUGUUUUAUUUAUUGUAAAGUUGAUUCGUAUACUCAAACAUUCUCCUCUAUAUAAUAUCCGUGAUUAUUAUUCCUUUGAUGUUUUUCUUUUAAGUAAAUCAUUAUAGCACUCACUAGAUAAAUGAGAAAAAAACAAGGUAAAUCUAGUUUUACAUAGUUAAUAGACUGUUAGCCUUCUAUUUAGAUGGAGCUUUGCGGUAGGGAUGUAUCUAUGCUUCUGUGCAAGCCCUGAGAUUAGUACGCAUUCUUGCAUGAAAGAGUUCAUGUAGGAAUGCAGGUGUAUUACUUCUGUGAGACUGUCAUUUUGAUCCGUGUCUUUUUUCAUGUUUCCUGUUAAUAUGUGAUCAUAGUAUUAUCCCGAUAAUAAUGACCUAUUAUUCAUCGUUGCUUCAUCAAAUUUUAUUUCAAACUCAUAACCUUUAAAGACUGCGCAGAAAAAACAUGCUGAGGCUGUUUCUUUUUCUGUCUUACCAACUAACUUGAAAACGUGCUGACAGAGCUGAUUAGUAUUUAAAAUUUGAUGGUGCAGCAUUGAAUUCUUUUUUGCCUGUUUUUUUUCCUCUUACGUAUAGAAUAAAAUAAUCUACGUUAUUGUUAUUAGUAUUUUAACUUUUUUAUGUUCUUUAUCUUGCUAAUACAUUGAUUCCAGUGUCGAAAAUCUAUUUUGAGAAGCAGUGUGCUUCAAGGAUGAAUUUCACAAUGAUAUUUAGAUAUUUUUCGUAGGAAUUGAUUUUUAUGUAAUAUGUCAAGUCUCUGAAGAUCUGCUUACCUUUUAAGGCAUUCUGUGUACAUUUUUUCUUUCAUAUCUGCUGUUGAAAGUUAUCAAAACGGUUUUUAAAAUCGAAAGAACAGUUUGCAUGGCAUUCAAUUUUAAGUUCUAGAAGUUAGUGCUGUUUGGAUCGCUGUCAUCAGUCAUCAGACUUUGCAAUACCUUAUGUGGCCAAUCAUCAGGAAACUCAGUAUUCACCUUACCUGCUGGCUGAUACAAAAUCUUUGCAUUUAUAAUUUAUACAACAUCUAUGUUCCUGAUUCUUGUGCGGUGAAUUAUUUUUGUUUUAAAUGUCCAGUGGAAUUUAAUUACUUAUUAAAUCACUGGUUUCCCCAAGUUGAAAUUUUUUAGGGAUUAAAAUUCUGUCAGUCAUCUAAGUUAUUAUAUGUAUUGUUAUUCAGGCAGAUCUUAACGUACUUUUGAUCGUACUGUCAAGACUUUUAAGAUCUCAUACACUGAUUGAUCAGCCAUAACUGUAUGAAUUAUUACAAUUGUAAAUUACCUUUUUUUUUUCAUUAUUAACAAAUGAAAUUCUUUUGAAUUUUUGUGUAA